AUGGCGGGAAGCACAAAGAAGACAUCCGACUCUGUCGUUUUUGGCAUUGGGAACAAAACCUCUUGGAUGAAAAAAUAUCCUUCAACAAACACAUUUAGAACACUCUUGAAAAAGAAUUAUGAUUCGUAUUGGGAAGCCAACCAGGAGGGGAAGGAAGGAAUCAUUCAAGGCAUUUUGGAUCGAUUUCUGCCAGAUGCUUUCUUUAGACUUGUGGAUGGGGAAUUAUCCCCUCUGGACAAGAAGCUGGCCAAAAAUGAGGUGAAGAUGUCAAUGGCAUAUAUGAGAAGCAAGCUCAAAGAGAAGAAACGCAAAAUGAGGAACAAAGAACAAGAGCAAGUCGAAGGUACUCCUUGCGCCGACGAUCUUGUUUUCCACCAGGGCGUGAUCGUGGGCAGCAGGAACUACGCUACACUGAAGUUCGAAGAAAUGCUUUUGCUGCACCUUGCAAGGCUUCGAAACACGGAAGGGAAAAUCUGCUUGAAAAAAGGAGGUGCGAGAAGCAUAGCUCGUCGAAUCCUCCAGCAACAGAAAGAAGAGAACCCAGGCCAAAAAUAUUUCAAAUACGUUGCCGGAACCAACAAGUACUUCAAAUACAGUGAGGAACAGGCAUUUGUCAGAGCGGUGACAUUAGUUGAAACUGUCCAACAAACCCACAACCGCAAAAUAGUGCCGCUUGAGAAAAGGUGUCUAGAUCAUGGCAUCGAUCUAAGCGAAGAGAAGGAGCAAGAUGCAGAUACUACUGCAGAUACUACACUGUUGGAAGCUGGCAAUGACUCAUCACUUCAACGAGGCCAUCGCAAGAAUCGAGCUCUUCAUGGAACGAAACGAAAUUACGCAGAAGUCAAUGUAGACAAUGCAAAUGAGACGGAUGGCUCGAAGCAUCCAUUUCGAAGACAAGCUCGUGAAGAUAACAAGGAGAACGAAGAUCGCAAAUCAAAUGCGACGAUUGCCAACAACGAUGGCGGCGAUGACAAUGAUGAUGAUGAUGAUUCAGUUCGAAUCGUAGAAAAUCCAAACAGCGUGUCGCCACCAGUGCCAACAGAAAAGAAGGCUGGUAAUGUUGCCCGCCACCCGGACAUUUCCACCUCCACCAAGAAGUCCCGUCUCGAAAUCAGUGUUGUGAACAAUGAAGACUGUCCACCCAAUCACAUGAUACAAGACCCUUCUGUAGCAAAGAACAAGUCCCCAGUCGACCAGGAUCAAGUCGAGUCCACCAAUGCUGCAACUGACAGCCCAAUCAAACAAGAAGAAGAACAAAAGGGCCAUCAAUCCGACCCAGUUCUGUUGCCCACUCGAUCUGAUGGUACCAACCAAACAGAAGAAAAUCACCAGUCGAAACCUGAAUUCAAAGAACUUCAAGACGAAAAUGCCGAACUCAAAGACGAAAAUGCCGAACUCAAAAGGCGAUUGGCGAUCCUUCAAAAUCAAAAGGACGCCCAAAGUAUUGAAAUCGAAGACCUGCAGAGCGAAGUCAACGUGUUACGACGGGAGAAAGCAAAGGAGAAGCUUGCUCACAAAAAGAAAGUGGAAGAAGUGGAUGCAUUGGAGCAGCAUUGCGAGGAAAUGGAAGAAGAACUCAACCAGAUGAGAAUGAAUACAGCUCAUGCACAAGGCUUUUCUGAGUGCUUUGAUGAAGAGAAUUGA
Messenger RNA from Cylindrotheca closterium, 1644 nucleotides. Lineage: Eukaryota; Bacillariophyta; Bacillariophyceae; Bacillariales; Bacillariaceae. The record is from the annotation of a GenBank genome assembly.